AUGCAUCGGUUUCGAAAGAACAAAAAGGGCAAGGAUGCCUCGGACGAGUUGGGAAAAGUAUCAUCCACCUCAAGUUCGCCUUUCAGUCUGAAAAGCUCCAAAAAGACGGAGGGGCCUGCGGAGUCGCAAUUUCAAUUGGACUUGUCAGACGCUCUGCCAUCAUCGGAUGACUUUCGCACAAGUCUCCUCAUGCCCAAACUGUCGGCGCGAUUCAGCAUGUUGAGAGAGCAGGAUGACCCAGACACGGUGGUUGGGAAAGCUAGUGACGACAGCGUUCUGUUCCCCAAACGAGCCUCGCGAGUGAACAUAUUUGGUAACAGUGCCGGCCUAUUGACGGACAUCGAUGAAAUUUCCUCCAACGACGGGAGCCGCCCAUCGAUUGCUCUCGGACGCGCCGAUUCGGACGCAUCUGCAUUUGACGCAGGAUAUGGCACCGACGAUGAUCGCUCGCAGAGCGGCGCAGGCGGCAGCAUCAUGAGCCGUGCUCGCCGAACAGAAGGAAAUAACCUGUUUGGCGGUCGCCAGAAAGUCUAUCGUAUUCCUGUUCGAACGCCUACCGGAACAGGGUCAGAGUCCACGGAACCGAAUCGUGGAUUGGGCAAAUUCGUCUACGAACAUGACCUCAAUCUGUCCGCGUUCCAAAGAUUGCGGCUCAAGGAGAAGGAAGAGCAGCGGCGGCUUGCUGAAGAAGGGACAGAUGCGAACAUCGCGCCACAUGUGACCACACAAGAAUCAGAGGGCAUCGCUUCCCUCUCUUCGAGGCAUCCCACUCAUUCCUUGACUGCCUCGGAUUCUGCGCUCGAACCGCCAGCUUCAUCUGGCGUGACUUCGGUUGAGGAAACUCCAGACGCCGUUCCUCAGGCGUCGAUUCACCCUGAUGCUCCAAGCGACACUCGCUCACCAUCCGCCAUGUCGAAUCCGCGAAAUGGUUCCGUUCGUUCUCAACGAUUGUACGGGCAAGGGCUCAACCAAACCGCCCAGAAUCAGCAAUCCUCUACCUUGAACCGUCUUGAAAGCCUCAGUCGUCAGCGUGGAUCCCCAGCCACAGAUUCAGUGCCCAUGAACCGCAAUUUCUCGCGUUCCGUCGGCAGUCUUCGCGAUCGCCUCCAAAAGCUCAACACGACGGAGACCACGACAUCCACCCUGCCUGCGAGUCCACCGUCCUCGGCAACAUCGUCCAAACCGCCUACCAUUGCAGAAAAUACCCCUAGCGACCACGCUUUGCCGUUCACCAACAGCUCAGGAGCCGUCCCUCCGCUCAGUCCGCCAUCCAGUGAGGUUGACGAGGGAAAACGUCUUUUGGCAGCUGCUGUCAGUCCCGAGGACCACGGCAAAGCCACGGCCAUGGGCUUUUUCAAUCGUGCUGCUACGGGAUUUGAUGAGCAACAAUUCAUGCGCCGCCAGCUGCAGAUGCACCAAGGACAUAACCCUUCCUUCCCGCCACCACGGCCACCCCCUACCAACCGUCCCUUGCCGCAGGAACCGACCGGCCGAACUAGGGGUUUCUCUAAAUCUAGUCACCGGUCUCGAGCCGAGUCAGCCUCCUCCAACUACAGCAACGGCGUCGAUCGAUCCCGCCGAUCUAGUGUCGAGGCCUCCCCGGCCAGCCUGGAUUGA
Molecule: messenger RNA, 1617 nt
Organism: Penicillium diatomitis
Lineage: Eukaryota; Fungi; Ascomycota; Eurotiomycetes; Eurotiales; Aspergillaceae
Exons: 1
Coding region: 1-1617 (538 amino acids)
Source: RefSeq, a predicted model, not a curated record